CGCAUUUCCCCCUUCCGGCAAAUGACAGCAUCCAAACCUGUUGAGCAACCAUGAUAAGUCCCUCAUAGUGCAUCGACACAGAGGAGCGCCCUCCUGGCCAGUCAAUCUGAGCCAUCCCCUCCAUCAUCGCAUUUCGGACUGCCUUACGCGGCGCCACGGAGGCUUUGGACAUCACCCCCGCAUUGGCAUGUUUACGAAUACUACCCCGCUCACUGGCCAAGACCUGUCAAACGAGGCUGCAUCAAAUGUGGUAGACUGGAAUAGGUCGAAAGUACUGUACAGGACUGUACAUGAGUACUACAAAUGACCUCAUUUAUGGACAGCUGGCGCCAGUGUCGUGUGGUCCAGUCUCCCAAGCACGAGGAGGCGACAAAUCGCGCGACUAGUUGACUUUGCAACAUGGAAUGCUCUAGCACCUGGCUGUCUCUGCCACGCCUUGGCACGUUCCUGUUAUCCAUCGGGGCCAUCAUGUCAUCUCAGCACUUACCAUGGUCCCCGGGAAGUUAUUCUCCUCAGCCACAACGUAGCGUUGGUGCUGGUGGAGGAGAUAGUGGGCCCCAGAUAUGUGGCUGAGUCUGUGACGCAGGGGUCGGAGACUCGGAGCCCUACCAGGCGGGAAUAGCGUUGACGAUGAGA
Messenger RNA from Aspergillus fijiensis CBS 313.89, 636 nucleotides. RefSeq lists its product as uncharacterized. The coding region runs from base 400 to 573 and encodes 57 amino acids. The record is from RefSeq and is a predicted model, not a curated record. The transcript is spliced from 2 exons. Lineage: Eukaryota; Fungi; Ascomycota; Eurotiomycetes; Eurotiales; Aspergillaceae.